Molecule: messenger RNA, 596 nt
Organism: Grammomys surdaster
Lineage: Eukaryota; Metazoa; Chordata; Mammalia; Rodentia; Muridae
Gene: Wfdc10a
Product: WAP four-disulfide core domain 10A
Exons: 2
Coding region: 33-596 (187 amino acids)
Biological process (GO): antibacterial humoral response; innate immune response
Cellular component (GO): extracellular region
Molecular function (GO): peptidase inhibitor activity
Source: RefSeq, a predicted model, not a curated record
CUAGGUCUAAGAUCACCGCCGGGGUCACAGCUAUGCUGUCCAGGACUCUGCUGCUCAUCUUUGGUGUGCUGUUGCUGCUGUCCCCAGCCCAGGGAGGGAUCCAGCGAAAACGGAAAUAUGAAGUAGCACAAGGUCAUGUCGAGAUCAAAGAGUGUGAGAGGAAGCCCAAAUGGUAUCUGUGCCGUCGCCAUUGUGAAGCCGACCGAGACUGCCAAGCGAAUAACAUAUGCUGCUCCGCCAUGUGCGGCAAUGUGUGCAUGAACCUGUUGGAUAACAAUGUGUGGAAGAUGCCUGUCACCCCUCCCCCUGACAUUGUCUACUCAGGGAGUGGGUCCCCAGCCAGCUUCGAAGGAGAUAUGGUUCUGUUCACAUUUACCGAGCCAUCUGUGUCAUCUGUGCCAUCUGUGUCACCAUCUGUGUCACCAUCUGUGUCGCCAUCUGUGUCGCCAUCUGUGUCAUCUGUGACAUCUGUGUCAUCUGUGUCAUCAUCUGUGUCAUCUGUGACAUCAUCUGUGUCAUCUGUGACAUCAUCUGUGUCAUCUGUGUCAUCAUCUGUAUCGUCUGUGUCAUCUUUCACCGCUACAACUGAAAAAUAA